Messenger RNA from Jatropha curcas, 1842 nucleotides. RefSeq names its product protein ACCELERATED CELL DEATH 6. The record is from RefSeq and is a predicted model, not a curated record. Gene Ontology annotation, cellular component: plasma membrane. Gene Ontology annotation, molecular function: protein binding. NCBI's taxonomy places the organism in Eukaryota, Viridiplantae, Streptophyta, Magnoliopsida, Malpighiales, Euphorbiaceae.
CAUAUUUUCAUUUCUUCACGCAAACCAAAAUCAGAAUCAUCAAUUGCAUUUAUGGUACAAGUCAUUAAUAAGUGCCAAUCACUACUUUCUCAACCCAAUAUUAAAGGCGAAACUCCAUUGCACAUGGCGUCAAGGUUAGGGCAUGAAGAUAUAGUGGAAUUUCUUAUAGAUCGGGCAAAAACAAUACGGGAUGAACAAAACGACAUCGAAAUUGGAGCGGAAGCAGCGAGGCAAAUGGUGAGAAUGAUAAGCGUAGAAAAGGAUACGGCGUUACAUGAGGCGGUGAGAAAUAAUCAUAUCGGAGUGGUGCGAAUUUUGACAAGAGAAGAUCCUGAGUUUGAGUACUUAGCUAACGAUGUAGGAGAAACUCCACUUUACCUUGCUGCAGAGAGAGGGUAUGAUGAUAUUGUUACUCAUAUUUUACAAACUUGCACUUCUCCAACUUAUGAUGGUCCUUUCGGCAGAACUGCUCUGCACCUUGCCGUAAUCAACAAAAAUUUACCAAUGACAAGAAAAAUAUUGGAAAGAAACCAAAAUUUAACAAGAGAAGUAGACGAACAAGGCUGGACUCCUCUGCACCAUGCUUCACACUCAGGUAACCUGCCAAUAGUGCAGCUGCUACUACAGUUUGAUAAAUCUACUGCUUAUAUUCGAGAUAAAGAUGGAAAGAAGACGCCCCUUCAUAUUGCAGCUUUAUGGGGUAAAACCCAUAAAUCGAUUGCGCAAACUAUUAUUUCUCAUUGUCCUGAUUGUUGUGAAAUUGUUGACGAGAGAGGCAGAAAUGCUCUGCAUUUUGCUGUGGAGAGCCGUAGCGAAUCAGGAAUAUGUUUUCUCCUUCAAAUUCCUUUAAUUUGCAAUCUUAUAAAUCAAAAAGACAAUGAUGGUAAUACGCCAAUUCAUUUGCUCGCGUCUAUGGGCUUUUAUUGUGAUCCACUCUUGAGCCACCCUCUUGCUGAUAAAAUAGCAGUUAAUAAGCAAAACUUGACAGCUGUGGAUAUUAUUCUAGAUUCAUCUGAGGGCAAUCUCUCAGCCGGCAGUUCCCAGUCAAUUGUAGAAAGUAAAUUGAAGAGAGCUGGUUGCAAAAGGAGUCUUCGAAAUAAAAUAAAGAUAGAACGAAAUCGAGUUUUCGUAGUAAGAGGUGUAAGCUUCGAUGAAUUCACGAAAGCAAAAGAUGCCCAGUUAAUAGCAGCAACGCUCAUAGCAACAGUGAGUUUUACAGCAGGUUUCACUAUGCCUGGUGGUUACAAUAGUGAUAAAGGCACUGACCAAGGGAUUGCGAUACUGACAAGAAAAACACAUUUUGAAGUGUUUCUUGUAUCUGAUACCUUAGCGCUCGUGUUUUCCACUACUGCGGUGCUUAACCACUUUUUAUUUGCAAUGCAAGGAAAUAAGGAGUCAUCUUUUUUCUUACUUGUAUGGGCUUCUAGACUUACCCUUGUUGCAAUGGGGCUGAUGGUGCUGGCAUUCAGAACUGGUAUAUGUGCAGCCUUGCCAAAUAACUCGGGUCUUCGAACUGCGAUUGCUGUCAUCACUGAGUUCUGUCUUAUUUACUUUGUAUUCAUGAUAUGGACUGCGAUGCCCCUCUUUCAAAAAAGAGAAGCCAAAUCUGAAUUGCAGGAGCAUGCUUGAAUGUGUUUAAAAUUGAAGCAUAACUGAAAGGAAUAGAUGUUAAGCUGGAUUGAUAAUAGUAAUGUGUUUAGUUGUGUUUGCUUUCAGGUCUUCCAAAGAUGAUUUACUUGAAUUUGAUUUAGUUGUAUGUGAUCGUAAGCCAUUUUAGGCCAUACAUCUAAUAUUAGUUGACCCCAGAGACAAGCUAAUACAAGAGUUCAUCCCUUAGCUAAA